Molecule: messenger RNA, 792 nt
Organism: Fusarium venenatum
Lineage: Eukaryota; Fungi; Ascomycota; Sordariomycetes; Hypocreales; Nectriaceae
Product: necrosis inducing protein
Source: RefSeq, a predicted model, not a curated record
AUGUUAAACUUGGCAUCUAUCGUUGCUCUCACUUGCGUCCUUCAACAGGUGCAGUCGGUUCCUGUCACUGGGUCGACCUCUUUAUCCACCCGAGACGUCAUACCUAUGCUUCCACCCAAAGGGGACGCGGAGGAGGAGAAAUACCAGCCUCUUCUAGACUUCGAUACGGACAGCUGCUACUACACAUCAGCCAUCGACAUAGGCGGCAGAACCAACCCUGGGCUGGAACCAUACUGGGGUAACAGUCUCUCCAAGUGCCGAGAGUCUAGCCGCAUUCAUAGCAGCCAUGUCUAUUCUCGACAGCGAUGUAACAAUGGCUGGUGUGCCAUCAUGUACGAAUACUACUUCGAGAUGGACCAUACUGGCUUCGAAGCUUUUGGUGCAGGCCAUAAGCAUGACCGGGAGAACAUUGUCAUCUUUGUCAAAGACAGCCAAGUCAAACGUGUCGCGCCUUCGUGCCAUGGAAAAUACGACAAGGCGUCAGAGAAUUUUCUGACUGGUGGAGACCGUGCCAAACUUGUUUUCCACAAAGAUGGACUUGGUACACAUUGCUUCCGUAUUGCCACCAAGAAAGAUGAUGACAAGGUUGAGAACUUUACUAAGGACUGGAUUCUGGGAAGUGUUCUGGGUUGGAACCACUGGCCUUCUGGAGAGUUAAAGUACAAGAUGUUUGAAGCCUGGCGUUCAGGUGUUGCCCCAAAGUUGUGGGACUGGGAAGAUGCUUUCACCAAGAACCUCCGGAUGGCUGCUGGUGAUAAAGUUCCCGGUUUCGAUCCAAGCCGUGACGAGUGA